Diutina rugosa is the source of this 2064-nucleotide messenger RNA. Its product is annotated as fungal specific transcription factor domain-containing protein. Bases 1 to 2064 code for a protein of 687 amino acids. Gene Ontology annotation, cellular component: nucleus. The record is from RefSeq and is a predicted model, not a curated record. The transcript has a single exon. NCBI's taxonomy places the organism in Eukaryota, Fungi, Ascomycota, Pichiomycetes, Serinales, Debaryomycetaceae. Gene Ontology annotation, molecular function: DNA-binding transcription factor activity, RNA polymerase II-specific; RNA polymerase II cis-regulatory region sequence-specific DNA binding; zinc ion binding. Gene Ontology annotation, biological process: positive regulation of transcription from RNA polymerase II promoter by galactose; DNA-templated transcription.
AUGGCGGGCGACGACGACGACGACGGGCGCGACGACGGGCGCGACGAUGACCAAGAGCCGCGGCCGCCGCUGCCAGCGCCAGCGUGGACGGACCCGUUGACGCCCACCGUGGGGUUCGACCCGAUCCUCGGCGCCCUGAGCGCCGCGGCGACGGCGGCGGUGGCGCCCAGCGCGACGGUGGGCGCUGGCAACGGCGCCGCCGCCACUACCACUGCGGAUAACACCACCACGGGCGUGCCGAUGAGCGCUCCCCCCACCGAGCCGCUCCCGCUCCCGCUCCCUAACGGCAGCGGCCACGACAGCGGGCGCGGCAGCGUCCACUCGACUCACUCCGCUGGCGGACUCCGGGCGCUUGCCAGUGCCAGCGCGACGGCGGCGCCCCUCGUCACCCUGGCGCUGAUGGCGCUGGCGGCGCUGGCGCCGGUCGCGGUGCCGAUAACGGCGCUGCCGGCAAACUCCGGCACUACCGGCGCCGACACCGACGGCAUGGGCGCGGGGCGCCCCGACGACUACUACGGGCGGCUGGCGGUGGCGCUGUUUUUGAACCAAUUAUCCGCCCAAGUCGACGGCGAGAUCCCCGCCAACGCCGUGCCCUUUGAGCCCGAACUGGAGGUGUACCUGAUGGGUUAUGGCAGCGACAAUUUGGACGAUGUCGCACUUCCGGCGCCGGCAGUGGCGGAAAAAUUUGUCGACGACUAUUUCACCUACGCAUGGACGUUAUACCCGUUUGUUCACCGCCCCACAUUUAUGGCUACCUAUAGAAAGAUUUGGGACGGGCACGGGGUUCAAAACACGUUGUUUUAUUGCAUUUUGAACUUGACUAUGGCCAUUGGCUCGCUUUUACUGCCGCUGGUGGACUUAGACGAGAAGAUGGCCACUUCGCAAGUGUUCUUUCGCCGCAGCCAACACCUUUUAAGAGUGGAUAUGAUGGAUCAAGGCUCGUUAUUAGGAGUCCAGGCAUUACUCCUAACGGGCCAGUACUUACAGGCGACGCCUCAAUCAGCCGGGUGCUGGAACUAUAUUGGUUUAGCGAUCCGUAUGGCUCAGGGAUUGGGCCUACACGACCAGGAACCGUGCCCCCGCCUGCCGCUGCUGCUGGAUAAGCCACAGCCAACGCUGCCAAUGGGGAAACACAAACUGCUGUGCAUCUACCGGGAGAUGAGGCGGAGAGUUUGGGCCGGCUGUGUGGUGAUGGACAGGAUCGUGCUGUUGACGUUUGGCCGUCCGCUUAUGGUUACUGACUGGCUGCCUACAGAAGUCGAGCCUGUUGAUGACGAGUAUGUUACCGAUGAAGGGAUUAAUGUCCCCCAAGAACAACACCGCCUGGAGCUCUGUUUCUUUGAGCAGACGAUCAAAUUGUACCACAUCUUAGGGGAAGUGCUCCAGACGUUUUACACCGCCACUGCCCCGCUGCUGAUCGACGAUAUAUUAGUGCAAGUGUUUGAGUUUGAGAAGAAAUUGAACCGGUUCCGCGACGGCGUGCCUGAGUUCAUCAGACCCGAUGCGGCGAUGAUCGAGCCCCGCUGGGCCCGCCAGGCUAACGUGCUUCGUCUCCGCUACUUACACUUGAAAAUGAUGCUUUACCGGUCAGUGCUCGUGCCAGCGAAGCUGGUGCUGAACGACUUAUUGGGACUGGCGCAAACGGCGGUAGCGGGUCAGUGUGUGAUCACCGCUAUUCGCGUGGUUAAAUAUAUUGGCGGCCACGUUAAUGACGCCGAUAACGGGGCGUCGCUGCUUCCGGCCCACUGGUAUAACAUCUUCUACGUGUACACGGCAAACACCGUACUUUUGGCAGCGAAGCUCCAGCCGGGGAUAAUGGCUACGGUGAGCUCGGAGGAGCUCGACGAGGCGUGGAACAUGGGGCUUGACCUUCUCGACCGCUACCGCCGCCACAGCCAGAGCGCCGAGAAGUGUAUCCGCGUGCUUGAAGUGAUGGGCGAGAAGGUGGGGAUGGCGACGACAAGCGGCCAGCAGAAGGAGAUGGACCAGAACAUGUUGUUGAGCUUGUUGUACGAUACUCUGGGCCCGUUGGGCGGGCCCUUCUUUUACAACGGGGGGCUCUGA